Messenger RNA from Drosophila nasuta, 814 nucleotides. It is a transcript of the gene DJ-1alpha, whose product is annotated as class I glutamine amidotransferase-like superfamily protein dj-1alpha. The record is from RefSeq and is a predicted model, not a curated record. The transcript is spliced from 4 exons. Lineage: Eukaryota; Metazoa; Arthropoda; Insecta; Diptera; Drosophilidae. Gene Ontology annotation, biological process: glyoxal metabolic process; response to oxidative stress; glycolate biosynthetic process. Gene Ontology annotation, cellular component: mitochondrion; nucleus; cytoplasm. Bases 107 to 670 code for a protein of 187 amino acids.
AUUUUACUUGUGGUCACACUCCAACAAGUAAAAAGUUUUGAGAAGACACUUCUUAAAGAAAGUGAAUCCGUCUUUUGCUUGUGGCUACAGCAACAAUUGCAACAAAAUGGGUAAAAGUGCAUUGGUUAUCUUGGCCCCCGGCGCUGAGGAAAUGGAGUUUACAAUUGCCACUGACGUUCUGCGUCGUGCGGGCAUCGCUGUGACAGUUGCCGGUCUUAAUGGCAGUGAGCCCGUCAAGGGCUCUCGAGACAUAAUCAUCGUACCCGACAAGUCGCUGGAUCAAGCAGUGGAUCAACCCUACGAUGUGGUUGUGCUGCCAGGUGGUUUAGGUGGCUCCAAUGCCAUGGGCGAGUCGAAGGCUGUUGGCGAACUGUUGCGCACUCAGGAAUCAGCUGGACGUCUGAUUGCCGCGAUAUGUGCUGCUCCCACGGCGCUUGCCAAGCAUGGCAUUGCCACCGGCAAAUCUCUGACUUCAUACCCGGCAAUGAAGGAUCAACUUGCAGAUAAAUACAGUUAUGUGGACGAUAAGAACGUUGUUCAGGAUGGCAAUUUGAUUACCAGCCGUGGGCCAGGCACAUCCUUUGAGUUCGCCCUGAAGAUCUCCGAGCAGUUGGCGGGUGCUGAAAAGGCCCAGGAGGUUGCCAAGGGCAUGCUGCUGACCUUCAAAUAAAAUAUAUUCUCAUUUUGAAUUAAAAAUAUGCAAGGCAUUAAGUAAUAAAAGUGUGUUUAACAUUUUGGAGAAUUAAACUAUAAGGAUCUCCUAUAGUACUCAAGGAAGAAAGUUGUCAGAUAGCCCCUUAAAAUAUUAGUAAAU